This is a messenger RNA of Ectocarpus sp. CCAP 1310/34, 2069 nucleotides long. Lineage: Eukaryota; Phaeophyceae; Ectocarpales; Ectocarpaceae. The record is from the annotation of a GenBank genome assembly.
GUGUGUACCAGUUGCCACCAAUGCUCCUGGUUUUUAUCUUUCCCCCCAAGUCGAGAUGCACGCGAAAGAACUUCUCAACAGCGCGUGUGCUCCCACUCUUCUGGACGGGUUUCACCUGUCCCUUGGACAUCGAGCAGCCAAGACAGGGUAGCAGCGGUCCAUCCGUCAGCUGCACUCCCUGCUGNGGUUUUCAUCUUUCCCCCCAAGGCGAGAUACACGCGAAAUACUUUUUAAUUGCGCGUGUGCUCGUGCUCUUCUGGACAAGUUCCACCUGUCCCUUGGACAUCGAACAGCCAAGACAGGGUAGCAGCGGUCAAUCCGUCAGCUGCACUCCGUGCUGCUCCGCCGUGAUCCUAAGCAAUGUCUCGUGGGCAUGGCCGUGUGUGAGGUUGUACUCGUUGCAGUCAGUGGGGCUGGCUGCUUUCGCAUCGCCAGGAACAAUGAGUGUGGCACAGGCGGUGUGUAGCGUUGGCUUUAUUUGAUAGUCUCGUUGGGUCAGCAGCUUUCCAGUCCGGGGGAACCACACCUCCCCCCCGGCUUUCGUGGUCAGCAUGAGGCCCUCCUUCAUCUCCGAAUACGUGUGGCCCUCCUCCGCCAACGAAGACAGCGAGAGGAGGUUGUAGGGGGCCUCUGGUACAUGGGCAGCAUUCAGUACUGGCACGGGUACUCCACCAUCUUACCGUCUGUAGGACUAAGGUCACAUCUCCGUAUCCUAGAAGAGGAACGGGGGCCUUGUCGCCUCCGAUCCCCUUCACCCAACCGCUACGCUCACGGUAGUUCACGAAGUUGUCUGCACAUCGGAACAUGGAGCACGUGGCCGCUGUGUCGGCCACGUACACCGCCUGGCCUUGUUCCACAACCCCCACUAGACCUACUUCACCAACGGUACCACACUCGCCUGGGGGGACUGCCACGGCACAAAACGCCUGGUCUUCCACGGAGUCCACGUCGCUCUCAUGCUCCACCACUUGCGCUAGGACGGCCUCCUCCGUCGCGCACUUUUCUUUGGUGUGGCCCCACCCCUCGCAGCGCGCACACCACGGCACGAAGUCCGUCUUGUUGGUAGUGCAGCCAAUCGCUUGAUGUCCACGAUGUCCACAUCUAAAGCACCGGCCCGGGAACUUAUAGUCCCCACCACCGCCGCCAUCGGCGCCUCCACUGCUGCUUCCCUUGCUCUCCUCGACUCCUCCGGAUCCGCCUGAGCGGCCGCCGCGACCACCUCCGCCGCGGCCACGACUGCUGCUGCGGCCACGGCCGCCGCCACGACCACGACCUUGCCCCUGACUCCUACUUGAGUACCGCUCCUUGCGGCCCUCACCGUCGGCGAGGUACGCUUGCUCUGCGCCCUUCACCCCUUUUCCUUUCCCCUGCUCCAGCUUGUCCUUGAUCGCCUUGUAUUCGAUCAUUACUUCCUUUUGCACACCGGUCCGCAUCAACUCCUUCGAGUGUCGCAGAUUGUGCUUUGUCAUGGCAUACUCGUCCGAAAGGGCAUCCAGGAAGAGGUGAAGGACGAACGUUUCGUUGACAGUUAGUCCUUUCUCGGUUAAGGACUUUGCGGUUUGGAGCAUCCUAUUUAGGGCGUUUUGGGGGGUUUCACCUCUAGAGAUCUUGGUCGACGUCAGGGACUUGAGGUCCUCUGACGGCUGUACAGAUGAUUCAGGGUCGUGAAUGGUCUUGAGCUCACGAAGAGCUCCCUGGGGGGUCUCUGCCCUGUUCAUGAUUUUCCGAUCUUUUCUUUCAACGCGUAAGACAGGAAGUUCCACGCGUGGAAUGCGAGCUAUACUUGCUCGCUCCGGUACUGCUGUGACAGCGAAAACUUGCUCUUUCCGCUGUUGACGGGGAUCUCCAAGCUCCCGCUCUCUUCAACUUGUUCCAACAGGUUUGCGCUUUAAGCUGCCAUGCGGAAAUCAUUUCGCCAUUCGUUGAAAUCUUUCGAUCUCCCGCUGAACGGAGAAGUGUACCACACACUUUGGUACCCCGUCGCAGCGGUUGUGGCUACGUAUCCAAAGCCAACAGCAGCACCACCAUCUCCCAUGGCACUACCGCAAUCUUGGUUGUGAGCAGCGGCU